AUGGAUCACACACUUUUCGGCUGCCUACGCAGUCCCCACCAUUCCCCUGGCCAGGGCUUGCACCCAUUCUCACAGUCUGCGCUUGCCCUGCACGGCCGCUCCGAUCACAUGUCCUACCCGGAGCUCUCCGCGUCCUCCUCCUCUUGCAUCAUAGCGGGAUACCCCAACGAGGAAGGAAUGUUCGGCAGCCAGCAUCACAGGGGCCACCACCACCACCACCAUCACCACCACCAUCACCAGCAACAACAGCAGCAGCAACACCAGCAGUCCUUACAGACCAACUGGCACAUCCCGCAGAUGGCUUCCCUGCCACCGCCUCCACCGCCUCAGUCCGCCUCAUCCAGACACAGCCUGUGCCUUCAACCCGACUCGGCUGGACCCCCGGAGCUAGCCAGUAGUCCCCCAGGACUGUGCUCGAAUUCAUCAAGUUUGGGAACAGGCACCCCGACAGGAGCAGCGUGCGCUCCAGGAGAUUACGGCAGGCAAGCGCUGUCCCCAGUGGAGACCGAGAAAAGAAUGGGCAAGCGGAAAAGCGACAGCUCAGAUUCUCAAGAAGGAAAUUACAAAUCUGAGGUCAAUAGCAAACCAAGAAAAGAAAGAACAGCUUUCACCAAAGAGCAAAUCAGAGAGUUAGAAGCAGAAUUUGCCCAUCAUAACUACCUCACCAGGCUGCGGAGAUACGAAAUAGCUGUGAACCUGGAUCUCACUGAAAGACAGGUAAAAGUUUGGUUCCAGAACAGACGGAUGAAAUGGAAACGGGUAAAAGGAGGGCAACAGGGAGCUGCAGCCCGAGAGAAAGAAUUGGUAAACGUGAAAAAAGGCACUCUGCUCCCAUCAGAGCUUUCUGGCAUUGGUGCUGCCAGUCUCCAACAUACAGGGGACUCCCUGGCAAAUGACGACAGCCACGACAGUGAUCAUAGCUCUGAGCAUGCACACUUAUGAUAAGGCAGGAAGGAAUCCUAGGUCUGUUCUCAGGAAAGCCAUGUUUAACACAGCGAGCUUAUGUGGACAUUGAUAUAUGCAAGUGACUGACUUUCUGACAAUCAAAACGAAAGUAACUUAGGACUUACUAUUUCUGCUACUCUUGAACUAUUAUUAUUAUUAUUAUUAUUUGUGCUUAUAUUCAGUAAGUGCCAUGCCUCCCAUGUGCCUUGUGAGUAGAAGCAGGAGAUACAUUUGCUUUUCAACAUUCCAGAUUCACUUGUCCUUUCAGUGACAAUGGAGCAGAUAUUGUUGCUUUAGCUUGCAUCAAACAAUGACGUUGCUUUCCACACAGUGCCAACAGAAACACUGUCUCAAGAGGAUAAGAAUUGUAUUUUAAUUUGUAUAUAUCUACUUUUCAGCAUUUUUACUUUUCACUCAUUUUUAGCAGUGCAUUCAUAUUCGCUGACUGCAAUAGUCACCCAUGAGAAUAAAUGGCUUUUUAAAAUCUUUUUUUAA
Messenger RNA from Thamnophis sirtalis, 1440 nucleotides. RefSeq names its product mesenchyme homeobox 2 (gene MEOX2). Gene Ontology annotation, molecular function: DNA-binding transcription factor activity, RNA polymerase II-specific; RNA polymerase II cis-regulatory region sequence-specific DNA binding. Gene Ontology annotation, biological process: positive regulation of transcription by RNA polymerase II; somite development. Gene Ontology annotation, cellular component: nucleus. The record is from RefSeq and is a predicted model, not a curated record. NCBI's taxonomy places the organism in Eukaryota, Metazoa, Chordata, Lepidosauria, Squamata, Natricidae.